CGCACACUCGGCGUUUCUUCGUCUAAAGUGGAUGUAGACUGAUUUUACCGAGCGCUCCGUUGCCUGAGGUGGGCAUUUGGCGACGGCUAGCUCCAAACAUUAGUUUUCCAGUGCCAAGGAGGACGAUAUAAGGAGUCACAAUCAGGGUGUACAGUCAUUACAUUGUUGAAUUUUCAACAGAUACGCAUUAAGAAAUUCGUCUCAGAUUGACUGGAGUUAGAACCGUUUUCAUUUUGAGUAAAUUCAUGUAGUACGCAUUUCUUCCUGUGAGAAAUUGGCAUUCAAAGCUAGCUGAGCCAUUAAAGAACCGUGUGACCCUUUUCAUCAUUUCGGCGUCUCAAAGACAUUUAAUUAAGUAAGGAAUCUUUGGUUCCCAACCAGUAACAAAUGAUAAACAUAACAAACUACUUCAAUAAAGUUACCCUUUCUUGGACGAGCUGUGCAUUUAAGAUCACCGAUUAACAGCAUAUGACAUUUAUCGCCCGCUAAAUACAGAUCGGAGACGAGUCUGUGGUAAUCUGUCUCAACCUAGAUGGCUGGAAGUAAAUGAACAUUGACUGGCGGGAUACACACAGCAUCUGUGCAGAUUUUUAUUAGCAGUUUGAAGAUGCCAGUACCAAUAGCCAAUUGAUCAUUGAUGAAAAAGACAGUUUAAGCUACCAUCGGCUGAUGCGUAUGUUGCUGUAUCUGCUGCUAAAACAUUUCAAAUGAACCAGGAACUGAAAACAAUUAUCCACGGCCCUUCAGAAAUGUUGUCAUCUGUAUUAAGGAAGAGGGGGAGACACUACUUUCAAAUGACUUCAUGAUAGCUUGUAAAAGAGGAAAGAAAGCUUCUCCGGGUGUCGAUUUCCUUUUCAACAAUACAUUAACCGACUAGUGUCACGCCGCUUGUUCACACCAAGACGAAGCUGACACCACGGGGCCCCAGUCGGCUAGAACUCUUAAGCGUGCUCAUGAAUUUCGGAAUGAUAUUAAAUUCACAUCACGUGUGCUAAAAGAAAACACUUAUGAAAAUACGGCUUUCUGAGCGAUCCAUUUUGACGUUCAUGACCUUAAGAAAUGAAAAGUCUGCGUUUAUCAUGUCUGUGUGGUACGCCAUGGGCAUAUGAUUAUUUGUAAUAAUCUAAGCAAGACUGAACUUGCUGAAAAUCGGAUCCCAUUACCUUUUACAUCUGACUGACAAGGGAAGCUGGAAAACAUCUUCAGACAUCGAAUCAAUCGUAAUCGGUAGCGAAGAAAAUUUAAAGACACUUCUCCCCCAGUUUGUUCACGACUCCCUUAAACUUGACACUUACCCGUCUUGAACUUUGUGCAUUCCAUUACCGGAGCGAAGUAGAACGUGUCUUGAGACCUACCUGUCAAGACCUUAAUCUAACACUUCAAUCGAAAUUAACAGGCAAGCACCGGUAAAAGCGGUCAUUCCAUGCACCAGAGACUGUCAUUUGUGUCACAUCCGAAAUGGACUUCUUUCCGUAAGCACUAAUGUUUCUCCGCCAUAUCUUGUUAUCUAGAGCAAUUUCGCAAAUCGAUCAGCGGAGACUUUCUCGAUAUAAGCACGGGUUAGCUGUACUACCUUGAAUAAAACAUAAUCGCCGAAUGAUGUCGAGCGAUGAGUAGUGAUUGAUUUGGACAACGUCCCGGACAUUUCAUAGACAUCUCCCUCGGACAUCCGAAGGUAAUAGCACGACUAAUAUUAAUAAGGAAUAGAUCGUUACAGCGAAAACAACGCAACUUCAAUACUUUGAGGUAUUUGAGUGAGAAUCACAAAUUACCAUUUACGCAGUUUAAAAAUAUAAUUUUAUGAUAUUCUUUUGUAAGGAGUGUUUUCCUCUCCUGUAAAUAUAUCAAUACAAUUUUCAAAUCUUGAACAUGACUUCCCCUUUUCCAACAAGAAAAGCUGAAAACUAAGACUGGCAUAUUUUUCUUUUUAAUUCACUUGAUUUCACGGUUUGGCAUUUCUUCUUGAUCACGAUGAUGUACUUCGCAUAAAAGGGCACACACAUUUUUCUCUUCGAGCUGCAGUGAGCACGCACACAGGAAAUUAAACGACACGUUUGCUUAGAAAUUGUUAAUCACUUUCAAAUUGCAGAUGCAUCAAUCAAGGAUAGGGUAGAGCAGUUACUCCAGCCUUGGCGAAGACUUUUGACGAGUGCUAUUUGUAGACAUACACAUGCAGUGAAGCUGUAUGCGGACCGUGAUAGAGCUGUGGUGAUAGCAUAUCAGAAUGGAUGCGGUAAAGUUCACUCCUCCCACGGACUACGAAUCCUCAUCGGAAGCUCUUAAUUUGUUUGAUGUGGGUUUCUCCAAUGCAUCUGAAAACGACACGCUUCUUCUCCCCAUCCCCUGUCACCUACCAGAAGCCCCAAUCGCAGUUAAAGGCUUCAUUGGUCUCCUCACCACCAUUAUCGUCAUCCUUGGAGUUUUUGGAAAUGUCCUCGUUUGUCUGGUGGUCAUUCGGCGUCCAAAGAUGCGAACUGUCAUCAAUAUCUUUAUUUGUAAUCUCGCCAUCUCGGACUUGAUAUACGCCGUCUUGGGAUUUCCCAUGAACAUCACUGCGUACUUAAGCUUCGUAUGGGUACUUCCUAGUUUUCUGUGCAAAGUUUCAGUUUAUGUCCCAGCUGUUAUGAGUUUCGUGUCGACACUUACUUUAUCCGCCAUCGCUGUUGACCGCUUCUGUCUCGUGGUCUAUCCACUUCUCAAGCCUAUCAACAAGACAAGAUGUUACAUAGCUCUGGCUAUUAUCUGGUUGAUGAGCACAAGUCUUACUCUACCUAUUCCAAUCUUUACCGACAUUGCAGAUCUGAGUAUCUACUUCGGGCAAAAAUUUGUACUAUGUCAAGAAACGUGGCCAUGGGCCAUUCGCCAUGACCGAAAGCGGUACAGCACUGCUAUGUUUCUUAUCCAGUUCUUUUAUCCUCUGCUUCUGGUAUCAAUUGCUCAUACGUGUAUAUCUAUAAAGCUCAGUAGAAAUGUGCGACCGGGAAUGCGUGGCCGGGACAGUGAGGUUAGGGAAAAUCAUCGUCGGCAACGAAUGAAUCGCAUGUUAUCGGCAGUGGUCAUUGUUUUCGUGAUUUGCUGGUCGCCGCUAAACAUUUUUCUUCUCUUGCAUGAAUUCAAAGUAUCUAUACCAUGCUUAUGGAUGAUGAUCUCUCAAUUAAUCGCAGGAAGCAGCAUAAUCAUGAACCCCAUCCUUUACGCCUGGUUGAAUGACAAUUUCCGGAAGGAAUUCCAUCGUCUGUUGCCUUUCCUCACUUGUUUAGAGGACCUUAUGCCUGCUGUAUCCAACAAGAGUACAACAGGAGCAGUGUCCGGGUCUAACAUCAAUGGGAACCUCAAGCGUAAGGAACGACCCACCGGAGCAACCUACCUCCAGCCCACAGCGGCUGAGAGUACCGCUUCUGGAGCUACUCCUAUUCUCAACACCCGCAAACUUGCUGUAGAGGAUACAACCAUGUAAUGCCGCCAUUGCUUUUGUUUGUUUUGCUAGGAAAGGACUAGCCAUAGGAACAUGAUUGAACGACUUUUGUGGACGACUCUUCACGAGGGAAAAUGUCGAACGUUUCAUUGAUACAGUGUUGAUCUUUGUCACUGAAGUGACGAUGUCUCUUAAACGUAUUUCUUCCUCAAGCGGUGCACGAAUUCACGAUACAGCUGUGUCCUUCGCACCACCUCGCUGUUGCAGCAUAGGACCUGGAAAUGGAUACCAUACCAAACUUAAACAUACUGAUAUGUUCUUGUACGUUGAGCAUGAGGAAAAUAUGUCAAUCUGACUUAAUGGGCAUGAGACACUUCGUGGAAAUUAAAAUUAACAACUGUUAACUUGGAAAUGUCGACAAUCAUCAAUGACAACGGAUAGUUAUACUCUUCUUUGUUUAAAAUGGCAUUGUUAAUCGCGUUCAAUUCCCGUAGAAGAACAUCAACGAAAGAAACAAAAUUAAGAGUAACUGACCUAAAGCAUCUACGUAUUGAUUCAUUACGCGCUUUUCCUGCGAUAAUUUGUUGAACUCAAUUGUAAUUUUUAUCAAACUUAUUUCUUUAGAUUUUAUUUUGUCUUUUAAUUUGCUUUCGUUUCUUCGUUUUUUUUUAAAUUUCCAAAGAGACCCAUAUUGCCUUUAAGGAACACGUCGCAGUGGAAAAGGGAUGUGUUAUGUAUGAUAAGUUUAUCCGAUUCAUCAACUUAAUCAACUGCCAAGGCAUCAACCAUUUUAUUUUUUCAUCUUUCGCUAUUGACUAAAAUGCCCUGUAUUUUGUAUACAAACUAUGAAAUAAUGUAUAUUUCUAUGAACACGUACGUCGCCAACGUGGUAAGUUAAACGACUUCACUAAAUGUCCUGUACAAUUCUUGCCAAAUAGUCUAUUUGUUUCCAGUGGGUAGAAAUUAAUACCCAAAAUGAUUAUAAACCAAUAAUUUGCUAAAUGAAGCUUUAUGCUAUCCUUUCACUAUCGCUUUCUUCAGGCAAUUUUCUAGAAUCGCAGGAACGCCUUUAGAUUUAAUUUUGCGCUUGAGUCUUACAUUCAGCAUUUUAAGGAUAUACGUAGAUAUUAUGUAGGUACGAUGAAGUAAAAAUGUGUUCAAAGGUGAACAAAGCAGAUAGGCCCAGUGACAAGCAACAUCGUUUUAUAACUGUAUCAUUCGCACUGUGUCUUACUUAUGUGUUAUUAUACAGUGCACUUUGUAAUAAUUUGUUUCAAAUCCAUUGCAUGUAUCAUUGCUAUGACCUAUUUGUAUCAUAAUGACAUUUUUUUGAUGAAGCAAUGAUUUCUGAUAUAUUUUACAACCAAUACCACAAUCUGAAAAAUAUUUAAGGGGCACAAGAACUACGUUUUCCUGAAUUGUAAAUUUGGUUGUAAAGAUAAUUGGGCAACUGGUAAAAAAUAAAAUUAAAUUAUGGCUAGUCUUAAUGCAUCCAGUCUACAUUUCACAUUGUCUUCAUGGAAUUGUUGACUUGAACAUCACGGACGCAUGCAAGAAUUCGUAAAUGUUUUUAAAUUCCUACUUUUUAAAACAUGAUGGUAGGCAGACAUGUUUUUAGGGCGGUGAAAUACAGACGAUACGUUGAUUUUUGGAGCGUUUUAUUAUCUUACAACUUUAGAGUAAAGGAUCUUGUGCAAACUAUGGAAAUAGCAGUGAAAUAAUGCAAUUAAAAGUAUCCUAUUUGUUUAUUAGUAUCAUUACUAUUUUUAUGUUUUUAUUUUUGUUAUUAUUAGAAUGACAUAAGACUACCGUUUCUCAUCUUACAAAAUAAAACUUAAGUUUUCGUCGGUCUUUCAAAUACAGUUGAUUAUUUCGCAACUAUUUGAGUUUGGUAACUUUGACUGUACAUGUACAUUCAGAAUUAGCUCAGAACGUCUGCAACGCAUCAUUCUCCUUACUUUUCUUAAGGCAAUUAAUUACAUACGUGUAAAGUGAUUCCAUUCUCGACCUAAAAGAAAGCCUAAUCUAAUAUCAGGGAAUCUGACAUCUUAAUUCCAGAAUGCAGGAGAACAUAUUAAGUUAAUGUACAAGAAAAGUAUGGGAAUAGUGAUAAUCGCUUUUAAACGUUCUCUGGUUCACAGCAAUUCACGGAAAUCUUGAUUCGAUUUUCAGAUACAUGCAUUACACAACAUACAGAAUUGUAGAUGGUUGGCACGCACGCUAACUGCAUCAGACACAAAGAAAGAAAGAAGGGAAUCAAGAAUGAAGCAUUUAUCCUUGCUUCAUGAUGUAUUUUUGUUUUUAUUAUAUGCUUUAAGAAACUUGAAACCAAAAUACAAUUUUAUCACUUUCUUCUUAUUUUGUUUUAGGGUUCAUAAAGAAAUUUUGUUUUAGGGUUCAUAAAGAAAUUUUGUUUUAGGGUUCAUAAAUUCAUAAAGAAAUGUUAAGAGGAAUAUAAUAUGCAUUCAUUAAUGAAAAGUAAUUUAAUCGCUGGAUUUGAACGAUUUGCGAAGGAUAUGAAUGUAGAAGAUAUACAAAGUCCAUCAUUUUAGGCUGCCAAAGGGUUCAAAACAUGCGAAGACUCUUGGGAACAUCACCAAUUGUUCCAUCUUAGUCCGACAAAAUUCCGAAAGAAAUUUUGCUCUUCAUUUCUUCGAAUGGUUUUCCAACAAUAAAAUACAUACAACGCUUCCAAACCUUAGUUUGAGUUCGGUGAUUUUCCGAGGUAUUUUUUUCUUCGAUAUUCGCAUCCUUUGUAAAACGUUCGGAUGCUCGUGGGGACGAGGAAUUACCUGCAUAUUUUAGCUGCAGAAAGAGUGAACCCCCUGCUAGUUGCAUAUUUUUGUUUUAACGACAGCUUUCAGCCACGUAUGAUCAUGGAAAACUAACGGAUUACUUUUCAAUACAUUUAAUGAAAGGUUAUGACAAUAAGGUUUCACUGUAAUCGGUAUAUGUAAAUAAAUGAAUAUAUAAAAUAGAUUUAUAAGUAAUCACUUUUAGAAUACGAGUUUAACACAAUGCUUUUUUUUAUUUCACAGCGUUUACCACAUUUAAUUUAAAAUUGGUUAUUUACACACACUUAGAUAUUUUAUAAUGUUGUUGCUAUAGUCAGAUCAAAGGUCACAUACAAACCAAACGCUUGGUUUACUCAAAAUUAACACAAAUAUAAUUUUCUAUCUAAAGUGCGUGAUAUUUAAAUCAUUCCAAUGAAAAGGAUAUCUAUACACAUACAUGUAUAUCAAGAUAUGUGGUUGCCGAGAAAAUUGUAGAUUUUUUUUUCAAAAUGAGGUGAUUAAUAACAUGUUGAAUUCAGGGGAGAAAUUUGUGCUAAUUGAUUUAUCUCAAUAGCCAAUUACGGUAAAACAAAAUGUACGAAAUCAUUUAAAAACUAAUUAUAACGGAUUGGAAAUAAAAAUAGAAGCUGAGUACAUAGACAACUAAAGAACAAUAAAAAACGAUCGAGGCUCCUCUUGUUUGGAAAUCUAGAUAUUUCAUGGCGAGACGAUGUGGUUUCAUUUCUUGUAACAGGUACCGAAAUCCAUUUGUUUAAUCUGCAGUCAUCUUGUACACGAUGUAAAGACUAUUCUGCGUUUGCCUGAAAUCUAUAUUGCCUUUAGAAAGCUUGCCCUUGGUAAUUGCAAUAUGUCACAAUACACGAUAACCCUACCAAUUACUUUAAUCAUUUUGUCACUCUUUAUGGCUUUUAUUUAUCAAUAUUAACAAGUCAUUAUCACAUACACAUGUACAUUAGUUCAUUUGAAAAAUAAUUUCAAUUUUUCAACUUGAGCAUAUUAAAACAUGGUAUACUUCACUAUGCUAACAAGUUCAUUUCGCUCUUUGAUAUCCUUAAUGGUUAUUGUAUUACACUAAAUUUCAGUAAACUCUGCCAUUCAUUAUGGAAACUAAAACAGUAAUGCCCCAAUAUCAAUCUUCACUUGGCAUGGUUAAUUAAUCGGACAUGCAUUAUUCACCAAAGUGAGCGGAGAGAAUGUUGGCAAGCUAUGAACGUUCUUCUCAAUGCGUAAUUUAGUUGCUAUUAUGUGAUUAUGCAUGAUUGGUAUGCCAUACAGAUAACAUGUAUACUCGUUUAUUUAUUAUGGUAUUUUAACGAUACAUCGAGGAAAAUCACUUAUCCAAACGAUUAAAUCUUCUUGUGAAUACACUUUUUUAUACAAAGGAAAUAUUCUCUAAGAAUCAUUGAUCGAAUGUUAUUACGUGUUAUUAAAUGUUUUAAUUGGUAUUUUGUAAUGUGGUCACUGUAAAUACUGAGAAUAUUAUAUUCGUUUAUGUUCAGUUUGUUGGUAUUCGAACAUAAGUUCGCUGUUGCAUAGACGCUUCUGUUAUCGUCUUAAACUAUUAUAAAUACGAUGCAUGUAUCUAUUGAAAGAAAUAAAGAGCGGGAUAAAUAGUGCUCGAAUUGUCAUUUCAAAUCAUUGUCUGGAAUUACCUGUGUUGAUUAAGAGAAAAUAAAUAUGCUUGUAAAGGGU
Molecule: messenger RNA, 7902 nt
Organism: Lytechinus variegatus (green sea urchin)
Lineage: Eukaryota; Metazoa; Echinodermata; Echinoidea; Temnopleuroida; Toxopneustidae
Product: neuropeptide Y receptor type 2-like
Exons: 1
Coding region: 2225-3457 (410 amino acids)
Biological process (GO): G protein-coupled receptor signaling pathway
Cellular component (GO): neuron projection; plasma membrane
Molecular function (GO): neuropeptide Y receptor activity; neuropeptide binding
Source: RefSeq, a predicted model, not a curated record